AUGUAUGAUUCUCCUGACUGUUUUAACCGUCGCUUCUUUGCUUCUUAUACCCACCAGUGGUAUGUGGGAACAGAAGUAACGCUGAAGGUCCAUGUAAGUGAUGCCAGCACACAUCAGCCAGUAACUGAAGCCUUCAUUGAGAUUUUUACCAACCAGAUCUCCAUUGCAUCUGGAACUUCAGGAGCAGAUGGCACUGCCUUCCUCAAGUUUCAGUAUAAGUUGGGCAAUCAGCUGAUAGUGACUGCUAGUAAACAUGCAUAUGUGCCAAAUUCUGCACCAUGGAAACCUGUAAGAUUGCCUGUGUUCUCUUCACUGAGUCUCGGCCUUCUUCCUGAACGCUCAGCUACUCUAAUGGUCUAUGAUGAUGUAGUCCAGAUAGUCUCAGGAUUUCAAGGUGCACGGACUCAGCCACAAGUUCACUUCCAGAGAAGAUCUGUGAAAUUACCAGAGAACACUAGCUACAGCGAUUUGACAGCUUAUCUAACUGCAGCCAGUUCACCCUGGGAAGUGGACAGUUUUCCUUAUUUGCAGGGAUUAGAUGGAAAUGGAACAGGUAACCCACUACUUUGA
Molecule: messenger RNA, 570 nt
Organism: Antrostomus carolinensis (chuck-will's-widow)
Lineage: Eukaryota; Metazoa; Chordata; Aves; Caprimulgiformes; Caprimulgidae
Product: protein FAM171A1-like
Exons: 4
Coding region: 1-570 (189 amino acids)
Biological process (GO): regulation of cell shape; stress fiber assembly
Cellular component (GO): plasma membrane
Source: RefSeq, a predicted model, not a curated record